AUGUGCAGUGGGUAUAAUGGGGGAUACUCGAACAUACCUCGACGAAGUCACGUUAAUGGAGACGCACACAACAGUCUAAGAUGCUCCUCUGGCCGUAGAGACGCGAAGAACUACACAACUAAAAAGAAAUGUGCUAAGAAGAAUGUCUACAUUUCUGGUUCUCGAAUAGGUCUGCUCGAUAGCUUGACAGUUUUGAAAUUGCGAGAAGCUGGUUCUAAAACAUGGGCUGAAUACGGCAGAGCGAUGGCGUUGGGAGGGAAUGAGACGGCGCUGAUGUGA
Messenger RNA from Necator americanus (New World hookworm), 279 nucleotides. RefSeq lists its product as uncharacterized. The record is from RefSeq and is a predicted model, not a curated record. Bases 1 to 279 code for a protein of 92 amino acids. The transcript has 3 exons. NCBI's taxonomy places the organism in Eukaryota, Metazoa, Nematoda, Chromadorea, Rhabditida, Ancylostomatidae.